Messenger RNA from Phialemonium atrogriseum, 780 nucleotides. RefSeq lists its product as uncharacterized. The transcript has 3 exons. The record is from RefSeq and is a predicted model, not a curated record. The coding region runs from base 1 to 780 and encodes 259 amino acids. Lineage: Eukaryota; Fungi; Ascomycota; Sordariomycetes; Cephalothecales; Cephalothecaceae.
AUGAAGACAGCCACCCUCCUUUCCGCCCUUGCGGCCGCGGCCAACGGCGCCAUCCUCUGGGACGGACGCUUCAACGACCUGAAAUCCGCAGCGGACCUCAACACGUGGUCGUGGAGCAACCAGGUCGGGCCGUACCAGUACUACAUCCACGGGUCGGGCGACGUCGGAAAGUACAUCAGCCUGUCGGCAGACUUCAAGAACCCCAGCGACACGGGGUCGAAGCAGGGGGCCAAGUUCACGCUCGACAGCACGGCGUUCUGGAACGGGCAGAACAUGCGCCGCACCGAGCUGAUCCCCCAGACCACGGCGGCGAUCGCGUCCGGCAAGGUGUUCUACCACUUCUCCAUCAUGCGCAAGGACACCAACGCCCCAAGCCAGAACAGGGAGCACCAGAUCUGCUUCUUCGAGUCCCACUUCACGGAGCUCAAGUACGGCUGGAUCAGCGGCGAGCAGGGCACCAGCAACCCGAACCUGCAGUGGAUGACGAGCCAGCAGAGCCACUGGAAGGUCGAGUGGAAGCCCGACGUCUGGCACAAUGUUGCCUACGAGAUUGACUUCUCCGGCAACAAGGUCGGCUUCUGGCACUCCGAGGGCGGCGACCCGCUCACGCAGGUCGUGGCCCCGGUCUCGGCUUCGACCUCAUCCAACGGCGCGGACUGGCAUUUGGGCGUCCUCGAGCUCCCCCGCGACGGCCAGAGCGAUAGCAACGAGGACUUUUACUUCUCGGGCGUCUACAUCGAGUCCGGUUCCAUUACCACUGCUGUUAGCGGACCUGCUUGA